UGUAUGAGAACGACAACGUAAGGCGUAUCGAAACUGAAAGUUCCGUUUCCAUGAAUUCCCAGUGACGAAAAAGGAUGUGUAUAGGCCUGUAUAAGAUGUGUUCUCUCCGGCAAAAACCGACAAACACUGCAGUACAGACUGAAGAUACAAAUGUGUACAACCAUAGGGAUACUGCUUUCGGUGAACUAUAGGGAAUAGAAACAACAGCAGCUAGGAAACAGAACGUGUGGGCAGGUCGAAGAUCGGCUUUUAUAGCUGGUUGGCCGGAUACAUUGUGGCUGGAUACAUACGAUGGAUUCCCCCGCUGAUGUGGCAGUCGUUGGGUUGGGUUGCCGAUUUCCAGGAGCAGAUAACUUGGACGAAUUUUGGAGAGUGUUAUCAAAGGGAGAGAACCAUGUGAUAGACGUGCCGCCGGACAGAUGGAAUGUGGAUGCCUGGUAUCAUCCAGAUGACCCGGGGAAAACAUACGCUCGGAAAGUCGGCAUUGUGCAUGGACACGAUGAGUUUGACAAUCGCCUGUACGGAAUCAGCGAAUCAGAGUCCCUAAAGAUGGACCCUCAGCAAAGGUUUGUGCUGGAUUCCGUCCAUAUGGCGCUGGAGGAUGGUGGGUUUACCAGGGAACAGCUUCGGGGCAGUAAAACUGCUGUGUUUAUCGGGGCGAUGAAUUCGGAUUAUUCCAAUGUGUCCGGCGACGACAACGAGCAGACGGAUAACUACACACUGACCGGAGCCUCCAAAAGUAUACUAGCCUCGCGGGUAUCUUACGUCUACGAUCUCCGCGGACCGGCAGCUGUCGUCGACUCUGCAUGUUCCUCAGCUCUAAUGGCCAUCCACUUUGCAUCCCAAGCUAUCCGAUCAGGUGAAUGCGAUCUUGCCAUAGCCGGUGGAGUCAAUGCCAUUAUGGUGCACAACACAAUGAUCUCCCUCAGCAAAGCAGGGAUGAUUUCACGUUCCGGACAAUGCCAAACAUUCUCAGAAGAUGCCGACGGCUAUGCACGUGGGGAAGGCUGUGGGAUUGUGAUACUGAAGAAAUUAACUGAUGCUGAGAAGAGCAAGGAUAAAAUAUAUGCCACGAUCGUCACUGGAACGAAUCAAGACGGCCACAUGGCACAGCCCAUCACAGCGCCAUCUGGUGAUCAACAAGGGCAACUACUAGAGGACAUGUACAGUCUACAUCUUAUUAACAAAUGCACUGUACAAUACAUAGAAGCGCACGGCACAGGUACCCCUGUAGGAGAUCCCAUAGAGGCGAACUGCCUCGGUGGAUUUUUCGGACAAGAUGGCAAGUCCCGACAUAUUGGUUCAGUGAAAACAAACAUUGGACAUCUGGAGUCAGCGGCAGGAGCGGCGGGGCUCAUUAAAGUACUGCUCAUGAUGAAGCACGAGACCAUAGUGCCAUCACUGUUCAGCUCAAAGCUCAACCCAGAGAUUGACUUUGAAAAGUACCACCUCAAAGUGCCCACCGAUUGCGUCCCGUGGGAAGAGCUGCCCUCUGGAGGUAGGGCAGCUGGUGUUAACUCUUUUGGGUUUGGGGGGUCCAACUGCCACGCUUACGUCAAGCAGUAUGUGAAAACUGAUCCACCAGUACCGCCUAAACCACAGAAAAAUGGGUACAGAAUGAUUGCUGUGUCAUCUAGAAGUUCGUCUGGUUUGAAGGCCAAUAUCCUCCACCUGAAAGACGCGGCUGAAAAAAAUCCCCUAGACAUGGAUGCUCUGUCCUUCACGUCAACAUGUCGACGAGAUCAUCACGAAUACCGUUUGGCUUUUCAUGCCAGAGACCAGCAGGAGUUGAUAGCUAAUCUAGAAAAAAAGCGUCUCUUUGAAGUGUCUCAACCAGCCAAAAAACUGCGUGUCAUUUAUGUGUUCUGUGGAAUGGGGACUGCUUGGAAGGGAAUGUGCAUUGAUCUCUUGGAUAAAGAACAGGUUUUCAGGGACCAGUUAGAAAAAAUUGACGAAUUACUGGAAAAAUUCAACUCUGUUUCUGUGAUAAAUGAACUCAGAAACCAAAGCAAUAUACACGACCCUGCUGUUGAGCCCCUGGUGCUUUUCGCUUGCCAGGUGGGACUGACGGCCGUGUGGCGCCACUGGGGGGUGGAGGCUGAUGCUGUGAUUGGUCAGUCUGUAGGGGAAGUGGCUGCUGCCCACGCCGCCGGGAUUCUGUCCCUCAGGUCGGCAGUAGAUGUGAUCUACCACAGGACUCAGCUCCUCUUACAAUCAGUUGGAGGCAAAAUGCUGGUAAUAAUAAACUACCCUGAGGAAAAAGUCGAAGAAAUUUGCAACGAACAAGGCGGUCGUGUUAGGGUCGCAGUUUACAACAGUCCUACGAGUUGUACCAUUUCUGGUGACGAUGAAGCCGUUGAUAGGGUCAAGGAACAAAUAAGCGCAUUAGGUGUCCCCAACAUAGAGUUCAGAGAUGUCAGUGUCAAAAAAGCAUACCAUUCGCACAUACAAAAACCCAUUGUCCAAACGUUGGUGGAGAAAUUAGAUGGCUUAAAGACCAAACAACCAAAAACAGACAUUUUUUCCACCGUUACUGGUGCUCUGGCUUCUAGGGACGAUUUUAGAACAAGAAAAUACUGGGCAAGAAACGUUACAGACCCUGUCAUGUUUUACCAAGGGAUACGAAGCACAGUUCACGAGGAUAAAAUCAACAUAUUUCUUGAAGUUGGACCUCGCCCCGUCCUCAGUGUUCACUUUGAUAAUAUAUUCAGCACCAUUCGACGAAAUGUCGUGUCCAUAACAGAUGGUAAAACAGGUAUCACCACCUUACUGGAAGGUUUAGGUAAAUUAUACUCGCUUGGCAUUAACAUACAGUGGUCAAAAGUUGUACAUCAGACUGUUACCCAGCUCACCGUGGAACCAACUUAUCAGUUUCAGAGAAUUAAAGGGCUUUUUGAACCAGAGUCAUCCAGGAUAAUAAGACAGGGAAUAGAAAUAACAAAUGGAAAACAUCCCUUUGUUACGCGUGUGUCGGGAAAUCUACCAACGUUUGAAAUCCAGAUAAAUGAAAAAGACACUCCUUUUGUUUAUGGCCAUACAGUUGCUGGCGCACCACUUCUUCCAGGCUCUUUCUUUGUUGAAACUGCCUUUGCCUGCGCAAGGGAAAUAUUUGAAACCAAUACACAAGAAAUGCGUGUGUCAGUUCGCUUGCUCAAGCCUGUUGUCGUCUCGGAGGAUCAAGCUCGAAAACUGACCUUGGUCACCGAUGCUCACUCGUCACAAAGCGCAAGUUUCAGGGUUUUUUACAAGGCCUCUGUGUACGCGUUUGCUGAAGUGGAGAAAACGCAAAUCUCAUCUGACACAGAACCCUGUGACAUAGCUGCUGUCCGUUUGCGGUGUGACUUUUCGAUGGAGAAAAAUGAUAUAUAUGGUACGUUAAAGAAGUUCGGAUUUCAGUAUGAUGAGCCCCUACAACUCCUUACUAAGUGUGAGGCUAAUUCAGAGGAAUGUCUGGCCUGGUUGGAAAUCAGCGAUCUUGUUAAAAGUCAGAUGGGAAAGACGCAUAUACACCCUUCAGUUCUAGAUGCCAUCAUGCAGUCAACUUGUGCACUUUACUCCAGUACCAAGCUUGAAAUGGGAGACCGUAUGCCAUCCAUUUUGGGUGAAGUGAAAAUGUACAGGAACCAGACAGAGGCAUCAAUGUGCUACUGCUGCCUGACCAGCCAAUCCUCUGGUGUAUCUCAUUUCAGAGUCCUUUUGCUCACAGCAUCUGGACAGGUCGUGGCAGAAAUGAAUGACUUUGCUAUUAAGACUCUGGGUGUGGAUCAGGUCAGUGCAGAAGACGUGGAGUACUGUUUGCAGUGGUUGCCAUUGCCAACCACUGUGGUAAGUGAAACCAACAAUCAGAACAUACUUUUAUUGUAUGUCGGUGCUGAGCCUGUAGAAAUGAUCAAAUGCAUUGGCACAGUAAAUACCAUGAUACCGAUACAGAUGCGGAAAGAUCUGGGCUUGUAUAACUUACUACCUCGGUCAGGACAAAGACUUAGUAUUAAGGAUUUAUCAGGCAUUGUUUUUGUUUUAACACCCUCUUCUACCACGGUUGAAGAGCUCACACUAACAGACUUCACCGAAUCUUUUAUUUAUCUAAAGGAGCUUUUAUGUCAGCUUGUACAAGACCAUAUCCACCUAGCAGUCACUGUGGUCACCUUGAACACACAAGCACCACCUAUACCUUCUCAGGCGACUCAACUUGAGGGUUCUCAUCUUUGGGGAAUGAUGAGAAGUUUUGCCCGCGAGGACGAAAGGAGAGUACAGUUGAUAGAUCUGUCUGAUCAGAGUCAAGUAACAAAUGACAUUCUACGUAACUGCAUUAGUCUCUUCAACGUAGAAAAAGCAGUCAACACCCACUUCAGGGAAAUCCUCAUCAAUGAGGGUAAGGUGUAUAAACUGGCGGUGAGAUCCUCUAGGCGUGUAAUGCCUAUCCGCUACAAAAGCGCCAGUCCCGAGAACAUUCAGGAGCCUUUACGUGUCAUGGCACACAGAACGAUCGCACAAAGACCGUCCGACGUCUGGCUGGAGCACACACCUCAGGAUUUUCAACCAAAGUCAGAGAAAGGUCAUGUCCUUGUGCAGGUCAGAAAUGUGGUCACGUUAAGAGAUAUUCCUGUGUUGAAUCAAGAAGGGAGGAAGUUUUUUAUAGAUGGCAGCCAAGCACAGCACUCACUUAGAUGUGUAGAAGCGACAGGCUCUCUGGCAGAUGACAAAGAGGUCUUGGUUUUCUAUCCAACCACCGCAGCUACAGUUAUAUCUGUGCCAGAAGAGUGCAUUAUUCCCAGUCAACACAUGGAAGAAUAUAAGCCUGGUUUGCUCACAUGUUUUGCGCUGAUGAAUAGCCUCACACAGCCACUUCUACCUGAUUCGCAUGUAGCUGUGGUCACCCAAGUGCACUUUAACUGCUUUGCUCAGUUGGUGGAUGCUAUCCUGAAGUAUAACGGCUGUAAGCACGUAGAAGUGUAUGAACAAAAUGUACAGAUGAACAUUCCACAGGACACAACACAUGUUGUCUUAUUUUCAGACUGCCCAGAUGAAUUGUCAUUUUCUCUUGAACAUAAUGUUGAUGUCAUUGAAGGCUUUGGAGUGGAGACGACCAUGCUGUAUAGGCGUUGGGCCAAAGGUGUUUUGCCAAAACACCACACUCUAUGUCAACUGCACACGUCCUUAAGGCACUUAUCAGAGAUGCUGUCUAAUCCAAACAUUAAACAAGUCCUCUGUACCUUUACCGAAAGAAAUCUGCAGCUGUUCUUUUCGAACGUGAUUAACAUAGCGGAAGAUGAAACUCUCUGUGUACGCAUCACUGGAGAGACGCUGUUUAGAAAGAAUUCAGCUUAUGUUGUGGUGGGUGGCUUGUCUGGAUUGGGCUGGCUGAUUGUCCAGUUUAUCGCAGAAAUGGGUGGUGGUCUGGUCGCCAUUAUGUCACGGCGACAAUCACCUGACACCGAGGAUAAGGAAAAGAUUCGAGAACUAAGCCGGCAGACUGGAGCAAAUAUUGAAUUUCUACAAGCAGACGUGUGUAACUUGAAUUCCCUUGAAAACGCUUUCAUGAUCCUAAAGACGAAGUACCCUGAUUACCCUGUCAAGGGAAUAUUUCAAGGUGCUGGUGUACUGAAGGAUUCCCUAUUAAUCAAUGUCACAGCUGAAGAUUUUGAAGAAGUGUCGUCUCCUAAAGUCAUGGGCUCUCUGAACCUUCAUAAUUUGAGUAUUAAACUAUGCAUGACGUUGGAGUAUUUCGUGUUGCAGUCGUCUGUCUCAUCUGUGUUCGGAAGCUACGGUCAGACGAGCUAUGGUGCAGCCAACAGUGUUCUGGACACACUCGCACACUACCGCCGUCAGAAAGGUUUGCCAGGACAGUCUCUGAAUUGGGGUCCUCUUUGUGUGGGUAUGGCGGUGCAGGAUGAAGCUGUUGUCAAAAACUUGAAAGACGCUGGAUUUGAAUUAAUGGAAAAAGAAACAAUUCGCCAGUGUUUCACUACCGCUUUGCUUUCUAAAACUACCCAAGUGUGUUUUACUGAAUUCCAGAAAGAAAGAAAUAAAGCCAGUCUUUUUGGGGCCGACGAUGUACGAAAAGCGCUCGAGGAAUCUGAAAAAUAUAACGCGAAUAUCAACACAGCUACGGACGAGGUGGAUUUAUCUUUCAUUCAAAAUUUGGAUUCAAAAGACAGGAAAGAUGUAGUGUUGACAUACGUAAAACACACUGUUCAGAAACAUCUAGCAUUUUCAACUGAAAUAUUAAAAUCUUCAUCAAAUCUUUCUAGCCAGGGAUUGAAUUCCAUGACGGCGACAGCUAUAGCUAAUGUGAUGAAAGCAGACACAGGAAUACAUAUUCCUGCUACUCGUUUGAUUUCAGAAGACAUAACUUUGGAACAACUAGCAUCUGAAAUAGAGAACAAUUUGAUGACUAAGGGAAUGGUGAAACAAUCUAUGGACACUAGUGCAGAGAGAGUAUUCGCCAAGCUGCCCAAGAAUAUUUCUCCGUUACAGUUAUUUGUUUACAGAAAUCAUGAAAAAAAUUACAACAACAAUGAUGUCUUACUCGUGACGGAAUUGACAUUGCCAGUUCCUUUACCUGCCCUUGAAUCUGCUCUGGUUAACGUCGUGCAGAGGCACCAGUCGUUGAGAACAGUUUAUACACACGAAAAUGGUUUAAAGUCUGAGGUGUUGACAACAUUUGAUGUACCAAAGGUCAUUCCUUUGAAAGCCGAAGACACUGAUGAAGAGUGGAAAGAAAUCAAAAGUGUUUUCAAACUACCCUUCAACCUGAGUGAAGAGUUACCACUGAGAAUUUUCCACUCUAACGAGUCCCAGCAUCGCUUCUGGUUUUUCUUUCACCCGAUCACGUUUGAUCAAAAAGCAGUAAACAUUUUUUUUAAGGAACUAAAAGAUGCACUGCUGGGAAAGGAAUUACCGCAUCCGGUUAGUGUGAACAUUGCACAGCUUACGUUCAAUGUUUUAACUUCGCAGUUUGACAAACUUGAACUUUUCUGGAAGAGUUCGCUCAACGAAACCAGUUAUCUGCCGCUGAUCUCUCUCUCUUCGACUCCACAGAUAUACCAUGACCUGUCUGCCGUGGAGGAAUCCGUUCGAAUAAAAGUUGAUCGUGAUAUCGUGAAAAACGUUAUCACCACAACAUUGAAUAUGGGUAUUUCCAUGUUUGAAUUUCUGGUGAGCGUAUCACAGCUACUGUGGCAUUUGUUGACAGGAGAAGAUAAAAUAGGACUUCUGAUAGAUGUUGACACACGCCAGCAUGUCCCGGCCCUGAUGAAUGUUAUUACUCACUGCGUUAACUACCUACCUGUUAUUGGCUCCUUUGACAAAGACAUUACAAUUAGGAGUUUCCUACAGAGCAACUCAGCUGAGGUGAGACGGUGUGUGGAGCAUGGCCUCUAUCCCGGGUUUUUGGUGCUGGAGAACACGUCAGAGGUGACGGCAGCCAACCUCUGUAGACAUAACAUCGUCAUGGAAGACAUCACUGACCAGUUAGGCCUGGGAGGAAAUGAUGAUAUAGUCAUCGGAAAAGCCGGACCUAUGGGUACCCACCACGAGACACGGCUUCUACUAUGGGCCUGCGAGAAGAACAACACUCUUGAAGUACAGCUUGACUAUCACCCUGGUCUUGUCACUGAGGCCACGGCUAAGUCCUUUUUGUCAGAUUUCAUCGGAGUCAUGAAAUCCAUUGUACAAAACCAGGAAGUUUUUCUAAGUGAUUACCGUUCAUCAGGACCUACCCUCUCGCUCAAAGAUGCAAAUCAACUAACAGGACCUUCUCCCACCAAGCAAAAGAAGCUACACAGGUAUUAAUGACUUUCUUCCUACCACACCGAGCAAUGCAGAUAACGGCUUUUUUACUCAGUGUUUGGAACGGCAAAGGAUGACAUCUUAUAACAACAUCGUACUAUGGAAAUUCCAACGCCAAUGUGUAAAUAUCAUUUCUAAAGCAAUGGGGGUAUUUUGUAAUGCAAGAAACAGUAAACAGAUGCGCCAAGGUUAACCCGGUCGGUUCUGCUAAUCUGGUAGCAGUCAGCAAUAUACAUGUGUUGUAACUGUCAUAUUAUGUUUCCCCAGGGAAUCGUCCAAAAAUCCUUAACUACAUGGACGUAGUAAAAAGACUAACUAAAUGUUUUCCUAAGACCUUUGCACAGUAUUAAAACUGCAACCAUUGGUGAGGUCGUAAUCAUCGGAGUAACGAUUUUACUUGUGUAUGGUGCUUAUAACAGGCCGUCGUUUAACAUAAUUUGUUCAAAGUUGCUUUUUAAGAGUCUGUUUUCGUGCAUUAUGACUCUAUGAUAUAUAUAUUUACACCUGAUUGACUACCAUUCAUAUAUAAAUGUGUAGUUUUCAAAUGUUUAUUUAAUUUCAUGUAGGAUUGUUUAUUUUAUUAACGGUUUAGUUAUUGUUUAUGUCAUCAUUUGAGACUGAUUCUACCAGUACAUAGUAUAUCAGUAACGUAAGACCAUAUCCAGCUUAACGCAUGAGAUCGACUUAUGAUGAGUAAAAACAGCAAGAAUAUAUCAUCAUAUCAAUAGCAUGUACUUGUCAUUGUUUUUACUGAAAUAUGUUUCUGUAUGGUGAUCGUGAAAUGUCAAGAUUGCGUUGGUUGUAAUUUCUUUUCGCACACAUUAUAUAUAUUAUACCUUGAACAUUGAUGUAAUAUUAUACGUUACAUAUGGUGACCUUAUGUGUUGUCUCGGUGUUAAUAUAAUGUGCCUGUGACAUUAUGUAACAUAAGCUGUGCACUAGCUAUAGUCCUUAAAACGGUACUACCGAGACGUAGUGACAUUCGAAAUCCAUGUAAUAUGUAAACAUGUAUUUUAAUAGUAACGCUUAUUUUAGUAUUAUUGAUUUAAUAAUUCACGUCGUCUGAACAGACGGCAUAUUGAAGCUGUAGGCAUAUAAAGGAUUUUGUCUUACAUUACAGCUUAUAUAUCUUAUAUUUGUUGUUUUACAUGGUAUGUAAGAUUGCUGUAGCAAAAUUAAA
Messenger RNA from Liolophura sinensis, 8971 nucleotides. RefSeq lists its product as uncharacterized. The transcript has 7 exons. The record is from RefSeq and is a predicted model, not a curated record. NCBI's taxonomy places the organism in Eukaryota, Metazoa, Mollusca, Polyplacophora, Chitonida, Chitonidae. Bases 292 to 7794 code for a protein of 2500 amino acids. Gene Ontology annotation, molecular function: fatty acid synthase activity; 3-oxoacyl-[acyl-carrier-protein] synthase activity. Gene Ontology annotation, biological process: fatty acid biosynthetic process.